AUGACGGUGCUCCGGGCGAGCAUUCUGAUCACCGUCGUCGCAAGCGGGCCGACGCUCUCUGUUUCAGCUUCGGGCCCGCCGGCAACAAGGACAUCCACCGCCGCCACCACCGCCACCACCACCGCGCACUUUACGCCCAGUCUGCCUGCAGUACCCCCGCUGCCGGCGUCGACGAGCAUGGGUCCGACCCUGUUUGGCGGCCUGGCCAUCGGCAGCAUUGCGACUAUGGCUGGUGUCACUAUUGCCAGCAUCCUCUUCAUCCGCCACAAGCGGACACGCCGCACGCAGUAUCAGUGGGUGUCUCAAGCGGACCCGGCUCGUUUGAGGGUGGGGAAUUAG
Molecule: messenger RNA, 339 nt
Organism: Fonsecaea erecta
Lineage: Eukaryota; Fungi; Ascomycota; Eurotiomycetes; Chaetothyriales; Herpotrichiellaceae
Exons: 1
Coding region: 1-339 (112 amino acids)
Source: RefSeq, a predicted model, not a curated record